Clupea harengus (Atlantic herring) is the source of this 1521-nucleotide messenger RNA. It is a transcript of the gene cldn5b, whose product is annotated as claudin 5b. The record is from RefSeq and is a predicted model, not a curated record. Gene Ontology annotation, cellular component: membrane; bicellular tight junction. Gene Ontology annotation, molecular function: structural molecule activity. NCBI's taxonomy places the organism in Eukaryota, Metazoa, Chordata, Actinopteri, Clupeiformes, Clupeidae.
GAGAAUGUAUAUUUCUUGUCCCAAAAACUUUGGUCCACUUCAAUUCGCAAGUGCAAUGUAGACAGGUUUCCGUACGAGAAAUUACAGAGAAACGACUUUCUCUCAACUGAACGGCUCCUCUUUGUCCAAAGUCCACACAGAUUGUUGUUUGCUUAAUUUUUUUUGCAGAACCGAACCAAAAGAAAAACAGAAAAAAUGCUUUCUGCCUGUUUGGAAUUGCUCGGCCUGGGGUUUUGCGUGUCUGGUAAUCUGCUGGUGAUGGUGGCUUGCGGCUUGCCCAUGUGGAAAGUGUCCGCUUUCAUAGAGAGCAACAUCGUUGUGGCGCAGACUAUCUGGGACGGACUGUGGAUGUCCUGCGUGGUUCAGAGCACAGGGCAGAUGCAGUGCAAGGUACACGAUUCCGUCCUGGCAUUGAACAAGGACCUGCAGAUGGGCAGAGCUCUCACGGUCAUCUCCGCUGUCUUGGGCGUGAUGGGGCUCAUCUUCGCCAUCGCCGGUGCACAGUGCACCAACUGUCUCAAAACCGAGAACAUUAAGGCGAAGGUGGUGAACGCCGGCGGGGUGAUCUACAUCAUCAGCGGCUUAUUUGUCCUGAUCCCUCUCUGCUGGAUGGCAAAUAACAUCAUCUCGGACUUCUACAGCCCGCAGGUCCCCCCAGCCAAGAAACGAGAGAUUGGGGCUGCGCUGUACAUCGGGUGGGCGGGCGCCGGGCUUCUGCUAGCUGGAGGCACCUUACUGUGCUGCUCCUGUCCCCAUCGUUUAAAGGGUUCAUAUCCUAUAAAAUACGCCCCAACAAAAAGCGUCACUCAGAACGGAGACUACGACAAACGAAAUUACGUGUAAGUGUAGGACUAUCUGACGGACAUUUUUUCUUGCCUGACUAACCUUUCAUGGAUGGCAACUGGUGGUUGCGUCGGGGUGCUGGAGCGCCCGUCCCAGUCACUCAUGGACAGCUGUCGCCUGGCGUGUUUGUGCCAUCUUUAAGUGUACCUACUGAGGCAAUGGACACAGUCAAAUUGUAGUAGCCAAUCGGAUAAGAGCCGAAUUUGGCCGAGAACUGAAAGUUAAUUGCAAUGAUAGCUUUAGAGUUAUAUUUGUGUUUUAGAAUAUUCAUUUUAAUCGGUCUAAAAUGUUGUUUGGCUUAGUGUAAGUAGACCGUUUUAUCCCAAGUAAUUAGACACGGUCUGCUUCAACGGACAGCUCCAUAUAGCCCUAAUGAAUAGCGUCCAUUGUUCGUCAAUUGCAUUCCAGCUAUGCAUAGCCUAUAUCUGGCUGCACCCUUUAUCACAACAAUUGUCCAAUUAUAGUUAUGAGUAUCCUGCGAAUGGACUGUGUAGUAAAUAUGUCUGCGAGUAUCUCUUGUAGUUUGCCUGUAUUUGGCAACGAAAUACAAACAUGAAGUUAAGAAAUUGUGUUUUUAAGUGGUUUGUAUGACCCACUGUGUUGUAGCUACAUUGUCAUUUGUCCUGUGUAUAAAUUAGCUGUAGAGUCAUUGUCUAAAUAAACUCACUGUUUUUCAAA